AAUCACCCAAACCUGGAGACCUUUUUCCCUUCCUAUUUAUAACUACCAGCUUAAUCUGUUAACUGCAAAAACCUUAGUUAUCAACUUAAGAAUAGAGUCAAGAUGAAGUUGUUUCAAUGGGUGCAUCGAAAACUUCGGCAGAAUAUUGAUCCCGUCAAGGACUUCACCCUUGGAAAUCCUUGUGCUCCUCGCCUUACAGUGCAGCUAACAGUUGAUAGCCAAUACUCUCAGACAAAGUCAAGCUUCAGUUCCAUUAACCAUUCCGGUUUCUUAAAGCCGCGGUAUCAGGAAAGUCAAACAUCUUGGGGCAGAGAAGACGAAACAUCUGCAGUCAUAUCUGAGCUCUUUGAAGGCUUUCUGACAAUUGGAACACUUGGUGCAGAGGCAGUUACCAAUGAGCCAGCAACACCAACAUUUGCUACGCCUUUAGAAAACCUACCUACGAAAGAUGUGAUGGAGACUGAACUAAAGCUCAUAAGUUAUGAGCUUGAGAAAUUCCUUGAGGCUGAAGAAAAAUGUUUUAAUGAAUCAUCAAGAAAAAACAGUCUUAGCAACAUCACACUUAGCAGAAAGGAAACAGAUGGAUCCGAUGCUGAAGAAUAUGGAAACGAGGCUGUAUGUCCACUGCAAGGAUAUUUAUUGGGGUCAUCGUUCAAAAUUACAGAGAAAGUAGAAGUGACGGAAGAGUGGGCAUCACUUGCUGAGCUAUUUCAAAGGACAAAGACAACAAAAGAAGAAUGUACAGAGACAGGAGUAAAAGAGAAACAAGUCAAGCAAGCACAGAAGUCUGCCAUGCAUAUUAUGAAAAAGAUGUGGAAAAAGGUCUACAGUUCCUCAAAAAGCUGUAGCACCGCCGGGAAUAUAGUUGACUCUACUACAACCAAUGCAAAGCUCCGUAAGGUUCCACGCAAGUUUCACAGAAAAGUCUAUCCUAAAGACACCAUUAAUGCAAAAAGUGUUACUAAAUCCCACACAGAUGACAAUGGAGGCACCAGAAACCCAGAUCCUGGCAGAAAAUUUAAUACAGAUAACAAGUCAAAAAAGUGGUCUAAACACUGUGAAACCAUCUGGAACCCAUCGCAAGAUGGCCUAAGUUGCGAUGGGUCGACUGGGAACAAUGAGCACUGGAUCAAAACAGAUGCCGAGUAUUUGGUGCUGGAGCUAUAGCAACUUAUGCUGUGCGAAAGUAUUAAUAAAUUGAGCCUCUUUAAGAGACUUUGCUGUAGCAACUUAUGCUGUAUGAAAGUAUUAAUUAAUUGAGCCUCUUUAAGAGACUUCUCAACAGAAGUAUUUCUGGUGUGAUUGUAUUACGGAUAUACAUUUAGUACAUUCAAUAAGCCUGUGAGCUUUAUGAAAUCUUUCAAAU
Messenger RNA from Vicia villosa (hairy vetch), 1366 nucleotides. RefSeq names its product protein LAZY 1-like. The record is from RefSeq and is a predicted model, not a curated record. The transcript has 5 exons. Bases 103 to 1167 code for a protein of 354 amino acids. Lineage: Eukaryota; Viridiplantae; Streptophyta; Magnoliopsida; Fabales; Fabaceae. Gene Ontology annotation, biological process: gravitropism; regulation of auxin polar transport.